Molecule: messenger RNA, 1859 nt
Organism: Cylicocyclus nassatus
Lineage: Eukaryota; Metazoa; Nematoda; Chromadorea; Rhabditida; Strongylidae
Source: the annotation of a GenBank genome assembly
UUUCAGUGGAAAGCAUAUCAAUGUCACAAAUACGGUGAAAUCGUCAUUUUGCCCUGAAAGCAUGGAGAUCGUUUCAAUGCCCUACAAUGCUGAACUCGGGCUCUACGAAAACGAGGUGGAAGGACGCACGUCGGAAUCGGAGUGGAUGGACGAUGAUGAUGAAUGGAGACAAAGGUGUAACGAAAACUGGAGCGACGAGUCGUGUCGCGCUCUUGCUUGUUCAAAGCCCGGACGAGCACUCAUCGCCGCGUUCGCCAUGCUCUUCCUCGUCUUCACUUACCUCGGAUUUAUGAUUCUUACAGCAAAUCGAGCGUCUUCUAUAAUGGACAUCGGUGAUCCAGCACCGAGAACAGGGGUCAAUACUACUAGGGCGAUAGAAGUGCUCACGGAACUAUGUGACGCUUUCCAAGACGGUUUAGUAUCUGGAGAUCUGUGUAAUAGGUUGUGUUACUAUAGGGACUGGAAAGUGACCGAUUACUAUGAAGGACAUAAGGUUGUGUUGGUACUGAAAGAUGGCGGACAAACAGCCGUGCUGAAAAGUAUUCAUCCUUCAAUGAGUGAUUUUUCUCGGCUUGAUCGAAAACUUUCGUACGAUGAAUUUUCGGACAAGGUACUAGCGCUGAUAAAUGACGAAUUACGUCUCGGUUGGCCGCGUCACUAUAAAAAGCAUUUGAUGGAAACUCUCUGGCCUACGCUGAGACGAACUCCGGGUGAACAAAUGUCUGUAGUCGAUCGAGAGUCUUUGUGGACAUUAUUGCAACAACCAGAGUUCAUCUUGUUCCGUGUUCUGCCGUUGACUCGGGUAACCCCAAAGAUUAUCGGUACAUGUGGUCAAUUUUACUCUAGUGAAGCUCUUGUUGCAUUCCGAAUGAAGGGGUAUUACAUGAAUCUCAAGGGGAAAAUUCUUGUGCACAUUAUGGGUACUCUCAAAUUGUUCCACGAGUUCAUCAAUGAGCCUCUGCAGUGGUGCGAUGUACGAUUUGACAAUCUGGGGCUAUCAGCUGAUUAUCCAAAAAGAUUUGUUCUGAUGGAUGGCGACAUGGUGUAUACUGAAUCUCGGCUUCGUGCUAUUCUCAAAGGACGACCAUGCAGCACUGAUGCUGACUGCAGAAUAGGCGACUGCAAGGCGCGAUGUACUUCUGCAAUGACCUGCUCGGAAAGGACGGAUACAAAUCUUGAGGUUUUCUGUGAGAAGUUGGUCCGGAAAUUGUUUGGUCACACGUACUCGACGCAUAACAAGUACCUAGCAGCAUGUCAAGAAACCAAUGGGAACAUCACACAACGGCUCAACGAGCUGCGGCUCACCUGGUCUUGGAAUCUCUCCGAUGUCUAGCGCUAUAAAUCGGGUAACAUAUCGUCGAAAGCGGUUCCUAACUACCUGAAUGUGCAUAGACCUCUUCCCUAAUAUUGUUUUAAUAUAUUGUCAUCAAAGUCAUUGCCGCUCUCAUGAAAGCCAUUCAUUUGCAUGUCUUGAGCAAAGGUUUUCCAUAUCCACGGGUAUCUCUUCUACUUUUGUGCUCCCAAAGAACGUUAGAUUCGCUAUAUUGUUGUUGUUGUCUAGAUAUUCGUUAUAUAUUGUUCCCCCGUUACGGGUGUUAUCCUCUCUUCGGGAUUACUGCAUUAGCACUUAGAUAGUUUUUCAGAUUCUAUACAGUUUAGGAAACUUUCCCUGUCAAAUCUCCUUGCCUUGACACUAUGGAUCCAUUGGUGUGUGUGUGUUUAUGUUAGCUCAUUAUAGAAAUUCUUACCAAGAGAAGCAUCAGGUACUUCCCCUUCCUUGUAAUCAUUUUUAUCUCCUAAUCAGAACUUACUAUGAAAAGCUCACUAAAAGAAUGCGAUACUCUCAAGUGAUAAAUUGU